GGUGAGUAGAUGUGAGUUGUGGACGCAAGCGCGGGCUUCGGUAUCAAAUAUGGCGGAUCAGAAUGACAGGUACCCGUUGCACCGAUCCGUUUUCGACAACGAUUUAAAAACUCUGUCCAGAUUGUUACGUAUUCACGAUGUCGCAGAGAAGGACAAACACGGCAAUACGGCGCUGCAUCUUGCUGUCAUGCUCGGAAGGAAAGAAUGUGUGCAACUGUUGUUGAAACACGAUGCUCCAGUUAAAGUUAAAAAUGGACUGGGUUGGACAGUCUUGGCAGAAGCUAUUAGCUAUGGAAAUAGGCCUACAAUUUCCUCCUUGGUCAGAAAAUUCAGGCAGCAGAGCAGGGAGCAAAUGGAAGAGAGAAGGCCAAACCUAGUUCAUGCACUGAAUAAGAUCAAUGAUUUUUACAUGGAAUUGAAAUGGGAUUUUCAAUCAUGGGUUCCUUUAGUUUCGAGAAUAUUGCCAUCAGAUAUAUGCAAAAUUUACAAGUCCGGCGCGAAUAUAAGACUGGACACGACGCUUGUCGACUUCUCCGAUAUGCGAUGGGAACGUGGUGAUAUCUCGUUCAUUUUCAAUGGAAACGCUCCACCCAACCAAAGCCUCACUGUUCUUGAUAAUGGCCAAAAAGUAUAUCAAAAUGUGAAAUACGAGGAAAGUGAAAUGGAAAUAGAAGAUGAGGUAGAUUUGCUAAUGUCUACUGAUAUUUUGGCAGCUCAAAUUUCAACCAAAAGUAUAUCAUUUAUCCGAGCCCAGAGCGGUUGGAUUUUCAGAGAGGAUAAGACGGAAGUUGUUGCUGGACAGUAUGCAAGUGAACUGUACACAGUGCACGGAUUAGUAUUAGAAAGUCGCAAAAGGCGCGAGCAUUUAUCGUUGGACGAUCUGCAGAAAAAUAAGGCACUUCUGGAGAGUUUUACCAAAGGAGGAAACAUUCAAAAUUUUGAUCAAAACGGAGUGCCUGUAAGACGGUCAAGUUUAAAUCCGCCACCUGAUAAAAGUGUUACAUGGCCGCAGUACAUUCAAUCCGAGUUGAAUUCUUAUCCACGAUUAGGCCGAGAUUUGGUGUACAAAGAAUCGUCGAAAUCAUUUAAAGCUACAAUAGCUAUGAGUCCGGAGUUCCCCUUAUCGGUUGCAAUGCUAUUGAACGUGCUUGAAGUAAUUGCACCUUUCAAACAUUUCUCGAAGUUGAGGGAUUUUAUAGCAGCUAAAUUGCCAUCCGGAUUCCCAGUUAAAGUCGAAAUUCCAAUCCUACCAACGGUGACGGCUAAGAUUACCUUCCAGGAGUUCGAGUUUCGCGAUGAUAUUCCGAAGAAUUUGUUUACGCGACCAAAAGAUUACAUCGAAGAUCCGACGAGAUUUCCUGACUUAUGACGUCCUGAAUUGUUAAAUAGUUUCGAAAUCGAGUGUGUGGAAAAGCCACGCUUCGUAAUGACUACAGAUCGCGUGCCCAAGCGGAAACUGGUGUACGGCACUUCAAAUGCUGAACAGAAAACCGUCUGCGUGGAACUGCCGAUGUUCUUUACCUUAGGCAGUAUCUAUUCUACCAGCUGUCUCCUAUAUAUAGAAUAAUACUGAACUUGGACCAUUUAUUAAUGUUUACUUUUUACACACCAUUAUAUACUAAUUUAUUAUUAUUACUAGGUACUUAACUGCAGCUUUUCUUUAUCUGUUUUCAUUUUGUAAAUGAGAAGAAAAAUUACAGGGUGUUUUUAAUCUAGAUAUAUCUGUCGUUCUCCAAUGUUAUCAUUCAUAAACCCAUUAUUUUCGUAGGAAGCUAAAUGUAUUGUAUUUAAAUUUUUAAUGAUAUUUUGCCGGCCUUAACGUACAAAAACGAUGUUGGUUUUGAUAUGAUUCCAACAAUAAAUUGAUAUCGAGACAAUACGGUAAUGAAAAAUUAAAUCAAAAGAUGAAAUAUUUAUGUAAUCCAAAAACAUAUCAAAAAAAAAGAGAAGAUAAGGUAGAAACAUUCCGUUUUAUCAUUGUUUUUAUAUUUUCUAUUUAUUGUAAAUCAAUUUUUCUGUGGGUUCAUGUCUUGUAGAAUUCGAACUGUCCCAUGUCCUAUAAUUAUAUGUAUGUGUAAACAAACAAAAAAAAAACUAAACUACUUUUAAAAUAUGUGUGUUACACUUGAUGUCUUAACUGUUGUCAUAUGUUUUAAUGAUUAUUUUUUAAUUGUUGAAAAUUCUGUUUCAUUGUUGCUCUGUUUCUUCAUUAUGUUUAGUG
Molecule: messenger RNA, 2221 nt
Organism: Nicrophorus vespilloides
Lineage: Eukaryota; Metazoa; Arthropoda; Insecta; Coleoptera; Silphidae
Product: ankyrin repeat domain-containing protein 13C
Exons: 10
Coding region: 50-1369 (439 amino acids)
Cellular component (GO): cytoplasm
Molecular function (GO): protein binding
Source: RefSeq, a predicted model, not a curated record